AGGGGUGUUAAGCGUGUGGCUCCCGUGCUAUCUCAAUCAUGAUUAUCUAGGAUGUCGUGUUAGGUGACUGCUUAUGGCUGCCAGAAAAGACGGAAGGUAAUAGCAUCUGUGACCAACCAUAAGAGGUAAAUACUUUCUACUACCUAUGUAUAACACUUUUCGGCGAUGAAGAGAAUUCCCAUCAGCUUAAAAAGCUUCAAAUUGGCUUAUCGUUUAGAAAUCUCUACUGUUACGGGACUGCAGUAGCAACACAGCACCAGGGUACUACUUUUCUCCAUAUAGUCUCUUCAGCCUUUAGUCUCGUCACGGGGAUAUUUAGGCCAAGCCCAAAGCAUGAUGUAGAAAUCCUUCGCGACUUCGAGGGUAUGAUACUAUCUGGAGAGAUGCUCUUGGUGUUGGGUCGACCUGGAAGUGGAUGUUCUACCCUAUUAAAGACUCUGUCUGGCGAUACUCAGGGGCUUCGCUUGAAUGAUGAGGGGCACAUUAAUUACCAAGGUGCAUAUUAAAGCAGUGGCUAUGAGCUUAUACCAAGCAUCUGAAGAAAUGUAUGGAAAUUCCGAUCAUGUUAUAUUACUCUACGAAGGACAUCAAAUAAGGUACUUUGGGCCUGCGGCUGCUGCGACGGCGUAUUUCACGAAACUUCGGUUUGUGAAGCCAAGUUGAGCCACCACCGCAGAUUUCUUGACAUCUUUGACCAAUCCAGCAGAGCGCGUUGUACAAAUUGGCUAUGAGAACCAAGUGCUACACCUGCCAGCUGAGUUCGCCAACGUAUGGAAGCGUGGCGAAGAGGCACGCACCCUGCGUGCAAAUAUAGACAGGUUCAACGCACAAUACCCAAUGAACAUCAUGCAUCCCAAAGACGAUCUAGAGAAGGCCACUGGGAUCGAAAGACUAAGCCUGCGAACAUCUACGUAUCCACUACCGAUUACUUGGCAAGUUCUGACGUGUUUACGGAGAGCAUUUCCAAGGAUGAAAAAAAUAUAGCCACCGACAUAUCUACAGUCAUUGCCAACACCAUACUGGGUAUCAUAAUG
Messenger RNA from Daldinia caldariorum, 1034 nucleotides. RefSeq lists its product as uncharacterized. The transcript is spliced from 3 exons. Lineage: Eukaryota; Fungi; Ascomycota; Sordariomycetes; Xylariales; Hypoxylaceae. The coding region runs from base 469 to 663 and encodes 64 amino acids. The record is from RefSeq and is a predicted model, not a curated record.